UGUUAUUUCUAGAAUUCAUUCAAUUUAUAAAAAAUAUAAUGAUCGCUCGAAAUCAAGUUUGGAUUUUGAACAGAAUAUUUUGGUAUCGUAUAAUUAAAGUGUUCAAAAAUAUUUUCGUACGAGUAGAAGCAUUUUUGCUUCUAGGCAAUGCGGUGCUGAGUACAGGAAAAAAAAGCCGCGUUAUUUGUUUUUGCGCCUGACAAUAUGCAACUCCUUAUACACAGCUGUAAUUCAACAAUGAACUUCUUUUUACUCCGUCGAAAUCAAUGUUUUUCACAACAUUUGGAAAAGGCGAGAUCUUACGAGCUUGAAUUACAACGUUCUUACGACGACGAAUACGUAUCUUUGAUCAUCAAUAUUUCCAAAUUACAUGGAACUAAAUCUAUAAUAUUCUUAUACGCUCAAUCGAUAGAAGAAAUGGAAGUUGCAACGACGUUAUUCAAAUGGAUGCGUGCACUUUCUCGUGAAGGUUUUUUGACCGUGUCCUUGUACUUUUCAGAAUUACACAAAACAUCGUACUACAUUAAACAAAUCGUACGACCCCAUUACGUCGCGAUUAUAACUAAUAACAAUGCAAUUAAUCAGUUCUCCCUAGCAAACAAUAAUUUCAAUAUGCCUUAUGCCGUAUGGCUUGUAUUAUUCAUUUCCAAGGGACAUAGCUUCGAUUAUUGUCACAGUCCACCAGGUAAUAUAUUUCAUUUGAAAUUCAACACGGAAAUGUUGGUCCGUUGCGGUAACGAAAAUAUUUUACGUGAAUGGUAUUCGAUCUAUAAGAAUCGAACGGAGAUCAAUGAUUUUGCACAUUGGAGUUUGGAGAAAGGAAUCGUUAAAAUGGUUUCUGAUUCUCUUUACGAUAGAAGAUACAAUUUACAAGGUUUGGUUAUGAGAACUGCUAUAGUUAAGGAUUCACCGUUCAUAAAUUUAAAUAAGGAUGGCCAAUUGGACGGCAUGUUCGGUAGAAUAUUAAAAGAACUUUGUAUGACAUUAAAUUGUAGUUUCAAUAUUGUUUCCGAAGUAAACGAGCAUGGAAGUUGGAAUACAAAAAAAAAUACUUGGUCCGGAGCAAUCGGAGAAUUAUACGUCGGACGUGCUGAUAUUUCUAUUUCAGAUUUUUCUAUGACCAGUGCCAGAUUGAAUGUAGUUGACUUCACGUUUCCUCUUUUGCUAUCCAAAAAUUUUCUAUACAUUAAAGAACCAAAGAUAUUCGCGAUUAAAUGGUCAUCUUAUUUUCUGACUUUCUCUCAUUCCAUUUGGAUUGCUAUUUUUGGAGUAUUAUUUUUUACAACGGUCUUAUUAAUUUUUCUGAAAAUAAAAAAUAAAACCGAUCGUAAUAUUGGACACUUAUUAUCGGACAAUUUUUUAGAAAUUUGGGGUAUAUUUUGUCAACAGGGACUCCCAGAUUUUCCACAGAGAUUAUCGUUAAGAAUAACAUACUUCUCUAUAUUUCUUUUGGCCGUGAUCUUAUCGGCCGCUUAUUCUGCUGCUUUGAUAAGCUUUUUAACGUCCGUUAUCCAUGUCUUACCUUUUCGAUCAUUAGAGAAUUUCGUUGAAGAUGAAUCUUAUCAAUUUAUUGUUAUUCGCGGUACGGCCGACUACGAUAUAUUUGCAAAUUCGGCAGAUCCACUUGCGAAGACAUUAAUGAAGUUAAUGCCAGAAGAGGAAAAGUUACCAAUAACUGUAUUAGAAGGAUUUAGAAGUAUUUGUAAAAAUCGGAAACAAGCGAUCUAUACAUCCGACGAAAUAAAAAAGGUUCUAAAUUUUAAAAUACCAUGUAAUGUGGUUUCUAUUGAAACAGGACGUAUAGACAGUUUAUCUAUUAUUUUAUCUAAGCAUAAUCCAUUCAUCGGUAUCAUCAAUUUUCACUUGCAGAAAUUUUUCAACUACGGAAUAAUGAAUCGUUUAAAAGAUGUAACAUUUAAGAAGAAUUUUAACGAUAUGAUGCAACAGCAACCAGUUCAGAUAGUCAGUAUUAUAUCGCCUAUUUUUCUCAUAUUAAUUGGUAUUAUUUUGAGUAUAUUCAUUUUAAUCAUAGAAAAGUAUAUUUCCGUUCGUAAAAAGAAACAAAUGUCGAUGGUAAAACGUAUAUCGUUGUUUAAUUCGUUAGAAUUUUAUAUAGAAAGGAAGAAAACUUUUAAAAAUAUUGCAAAAGACAAAAGAAAUCGCAAAUGUAAUCGCGUGAAUUACUCAUGACAAUGCUAAUUUCCCGUUUGUCAAUGAAUAUUAUUAUUCCGAUUGUAAUUUCUUAUAUUGAACACAUACGCAGAAACAACUAU
Molecule: messenger RNA, 2273 nt
Organism: Vespa velutina
Lineage: Eukaryota; Metazoa; Arthropoda; Insecta; Hymenoptera; Vespidae
Product: glutamate receptor ionotropic, kainate glr-3-like
Exons: 9
Coding region: 205-2190 (661 amino acids)
Cellular component (GO): membrane
Molecular function (GO): glutamate-gated receptor activity
Source: RefSeq, a predicted model, not a curated record